Molecule: messenger RNA, 1839 nt
Organism: Lodderomyces margitis
Lineage: Eukaryota; Fungi; Ascomycota; Pichiomycetes; Serinales; Debaryomycetaceae
Gene: BMT8
Product: Bmt8p
Exons: 1
Coding region: 1-1839 (612 amino acids)
Molecular function (GO): mannosyltransferase activity
Source: RefSeq, a predicted model, not a curated record
AUGGUGGGGUUAAUCGCACUUCUGUUUUUCCAAUUAUUCCUCAUCCUUAGAGGAAACAAUCCUGCCAGAAUUAUCAAAAAUGAAGUAAUCAUUCCAAAGGACUUGUUCGAAAAUGAAAAGGAUUUGAGCACCUUUGUAAAACUGAACGAGGAUUAUUUAAGGUACCAUCUCCUGGGGUCAACCGAAUUCAACCAAGCUAUUGACAUUAAUCCAGGAAAAGAGGUCCGCCAGCUAAAGUAUAAAAAGUAUGACUUCACUGCAUUCAACUUGGCUGAAAAUAUAGAUUUGGAUCUAGAACAAUGCAAACGGUUGGGGUUGAAUUCGCUGGUAAAGAUAAGCAAGGCAACAAACAUGAGGACUUCCUUGCACGAAGUAGUACAAAAUAUCCUCAAUGACAUAGAAUCGGGAGAGAAUGAUUAUUUAGCCGGACUAAGGAAAAUUAUCCUUCCCGAAUUGAGGCUUCAGUUGGAUCUUGAUGUGGUGGAAAAGUUUUGGUUCCGUUUGGCGGGGAGUUCGAUAUGGUUAAAAGAUUAUGGAGUUCAUUAUAUGGUGUCUCGAAUAAUGUAUAGUCCUAAGGGCACGAGGAACUCUCCCAUACUUUCAUUGGCGUAUGCACAAUUAUAUGACGAGAACUGGAAUGAGUUGGUGGGCACUAGACUACUACUUCCGAAGGCCCGCAACUCUCCUACUGGUGAGCAGUACAUAUUAAACUUCCCGCAUAUCGUUCCCAUUCCCUUCUGGCAAGAUCCCAAGAUAAACGAAGACCAGUAUUAUGGACCCGAAGAUCCAAGAUUGAUCUUGGUCAAAAAUGAGGGAGGAUACGAUGAACCAUUGAUUUUGUUCAAUUCGUAUAAUUGCAAGAUGGACACCUAUGAUGACGAUGAGGAUGAGAAGUUGGUUACAUCACAGAGGUGCUACCGCGCCAUGUCUCUUUGCUGGCCAUGGCAAUUUGAUAGCGAACGGAAAUACAGUAAAACUGCUGAGCUCAAACUUGAAAAUUAUAGAUUGAGAACGCAGAAAAAUUGGACGCCAUUUACAAGCUACCUUGAUCGUCAGGUUGAUGGGUACGACUCGCAUAUUUAUUUCGUUUUUAGGUGGGCCAAUUUAGAUAUUUUGAAAUGUGAUUUACAAGGCGCAUGUUCUUAUGACUAUAGAUUUAAUAUCCUGUUGUCGCCUAAAAACCAGGUUGGUCCAUUUAGGGGAGGAACUCAAUUGAUGAAUUUGAAUGAAUUGGUCACUGUCAAAGAGGACAGAGAAGUAUGGGCGGGAUUUGCUAGAGCACAUAUAGAUGACUGUGGGUGUGGAAGUUCGAUGUAUCGGCCAAACUUGGUGGUAAUAGUUAAGGAAAGAAAGGACUCUAAAAACUAUUACAAGGUGACUCACAUAUCGUCCUCGUUAUCAUUUAAUAUGUAUGUUCCAGGGUGGGAUUUAUUGUACCCCGAAAAUUCAUGCCUCAGAUCUAGUGUUCUUAUCCCAAACGGUAUCUCACAGUGGAUCGCCGAUAAGGAUUCAUCUGGAACAAUAGUUGAUGAUUAUUUGACUUUGACCUUGUCAGUAAGUGAUUACACUGUGCAUAGAGUGAAUGUCAAGGGACUUUUAAAAGAGUUGAUAAAUUGGGGUGUGCUAAAUUACGAUGUAACUGCGGAUCCACACCAUGCUAAUGACAAUCUAGUGUGUGCUUUGCAAUCGUCGUUUCAAUUCUGUGCAAGAUACGGUCUUGAACACCAUUUAAAGAAACCAAAAAAUUUCGAAAAGGAUGCAGAUGGAAUGAUGGUUGAUCCUGAAAAAGUAGAGUACUUUAACUAUGCACAAAGAUAUGACCUUCGAGGGGUGCCAUAG